CACAUUCAUUACACAUCCAUAGCACAUAGCUUGCCCUAACCAUACUGCGUCAUGUCCCAAUACACACGAGUAUCCCGUGAAGGCAAUACCGCCGCAAGCUUACUAAGAGAAACGGAUGACGGGUCCUUCCACGACCUGAGCGACGUUUUGUUUGACACCACCGAGCUCGAAUUCGACUCAGAUAGCACUGAAACCGCAUAUCACAACACUGGGGGGUUUGCCAAUAACAAUGGUAUGCUCUACGCAAACUUAGCCUCAAACGUGGAACCUACCGUGGCUUCGAACACGGACUUGGUAGGCCUUUCUACCGAAAGCCCACGUAUUGACUCCGAAACUCCUAGUGAAAGCCCCUCAUUCUUAUCUCCCUUACAAUACGAAGUCCAGCACCACAACGGAAUCCAAGCUCCAGACGAACACACGCCCCAGGAGGGCUCCAGCACCGAUAUGGGGGACGAUACCGCCCAACCGUGGCACCGGCGUUUUCUCCACCGCUCGCACACCCUCAUUAACCGCUACUUCCCGUACAGCCCGCUCUCCCAGGUGGCCGCAGGGGACCGCGGGGGCGCGUACGUAAACGUUGUGCGCGGUGCCGAAUUCGAUGGCGUGUUUGGCACCGCUGCCAGCACCGCUACACCGCCUAAACCGGCUGCCGCCGCGCACGUUCUCCCAACUUACGCCACCGCGAUAUCCGAUCCCGCACCGUCGUACGCCUCGACCUUCGAUCCCUAUGCUGAAGAUUCGCUCUUCAUCGACGGGCUUCCGGUCGGAAACGUUGUCAUCCUCGGCUGGAACUUGAUCAUCGUGUUGAUGUUCCAGUACGUGGGCUUUAUCAUGACGUACCUCCUUCAUACCAGCCACGCGUCAAAGUGUGGCGCGCAAUUUGGAUUGGGCUUGACGCUCCUCAACUGGGGUGUCCAGAUGUGGCGCAAACCCGCCAAUGGCGCCGCGAUGCUGCCGCACGACCCACCGAUCAAGCUACAGCCGAACGACCCCAGCAACUUUGAUGUCGUAGGCGGUAUUUCUGGCUCCGUAGACACCUACCAUUCUGACUUGCCCACUGUCGCGACUGCAGCGGCCAAGAGCUCCGAUGCCGGUUUCACCUCGCACAUGCCAUUCGUGUGGUUGGUGCUUGCAGCUGGAGUGGCCAUCUGUCUCAAGGCCAUGUACGACUAUUACCAGGUCAAGCAGCUUGAAUGGAAGAUCUUUAAUGGAUUCAGCUUUGAAACGCUUGAGGAAGGGGUGUAUGGGCGCCAUCCCGAGGAGGAGGCGUUCGACUUGGAAGAGUUGCGCAACCGCAGAGAGGAGGUAUAACGGGACCGUCAAGGGGUUAAACACGACCUGCUGUUACCCUUUUACAUCUUGGAAGUGCUUCAGAAACGAGGCAUAGGAAAGUUAGCGGCUGGAGCUCUAUCCGGUCUGAACACGGAGAUAUGCAUGACUGACAAAAUGCAGUAGCACGACACGGAUGCAAUCGUAUGGCCUAAGUCAAUAUGAGGUUAUAUCUAGUGCAAGCUAUUUUUAUUUACAAGAGCAGAUAUUCUACCGUAGUUUUCCUAAAUGUGGAUAUACGGCUUGUGCCAAAAUGUCCAAGCGUGAUAAUCGACACAUUUUCGGUACUUGAAGGUGAGGCAGCCAUGCUGAUAUCAACAUCUCUGUAGUUAAAACCACCGAUUAUUUAGCACCAAGUACCAAAAAAGCUCUAGCUCAUAUAAGUAAACC
This is a messenger RNA of Babjeviella inositovora NRRL Y-12698, 1719 nucleotides long. RefSeq lists its product as uncharacterized. The coding region runs from base 52 to 1311 and encodes 419 amino acids. The record is from RefSeq and is a predicted model, not a curated record. NCBI's taxonomy places the organism in Eukaryota, Fungi, Ascomycota, Pichiomycetes, Serinales. Gene Ontology annotation, biological process: positive regulation of protein ubiquitination; ubiquitin-dependent protein catabolic process; metal ion transport. The transcript has 2 exons. Gene Ontology annotation, cellular component: perinuclear region of cytoplasm; endoplasmic reticulum; Golgi apparatus.